This is a messenger RNA of Perca flavescens (yellow perch), 7761 nucleotides long. RefSeq names its product sickle tail protein. The record is from RefSeq and is a predicted model, not a curated record. The transcript has 26 exons. Gene Ontology annotation, cellular component: cytoplasm. NCBI's taxonomy places the organism in Eukaryota, Metazoa, Chordata, Actinopteri, Perciformes, Percidae. The coding region runs from base 715 to 7761 and encodes 2348 amino acids.
AGAGAGAGAGAGAGAGAGAGAGAGAGAGAGAGAUGAGACAGAGAGCUCUCCCAGAGGAGUUUAAGGCACAGAGGGAGCUUACUGCUGACAGAGAGACAGUGGGAGAAAGACAGGGAAUAAUACAGUGAUCACUGCCGCAAACGUAGGGACAGUCCUGUGGUACAGAGGUACCACGGUCGGGAAAGGGACGAAGAAGAAAGGACAGAAGCAAAGAGAAAGACUGACUGGAGAACAGCAUUGUGCAAUGUAAGGCAGAAACAACAGAUGAGCACAGGUCAUUAAGAGGGUAGAAGAGGGACUAAAGAGACAAACUUGACGAAAGAAAAAAAUUGACAACUUGACAAAACUAAGAUACCAUCACACGCACACACACACACACACACACACACACACACACACGCACUUCAGAAGAACAUCCACACACUGAAACUGCAAGGACUCUGGUACCAAAAGGAAUAGGACAGUUGGAUGACAAAACCUGAAAGAUGCUAAAUAAUUCUUCAAUACUCCUCAAUACAUAAGAGGGAGGAAUAAGAGACAAAAGAGAAGCAGGCAAGAAACAAAAAGGGACAGAAAGAAGAGCAGUAAGAGGAGAAAAAAGAAGAAGAAGAAGAAGAAGAAGAAGCACACAGAAGAAAAGAGGGACUUGCGAACGAGAGACCCAGACUAACUCUGGAGUAUCUAACCAGUGCUCUGCUCAGCCCAGCAGGGAAGAUGUCCAAGUCCUCCCCACGCCUGGGUCGACCCGGAUCAGCGGGGUCUAAGAGCCCCAGCUUGAGAAAGGAUCCACAGAGUAAUCGCUCAUGCAUGCUGCGGAUUGGAGAAAGACUGAUGAGGGCAGGCAGUGAGGGAAACCUGGUCCAGAGACCCAUACCAGCCCAGAGCCAGAGCCAGGCGUCCGCCGAUGGAUUAGGGCACGGAUCGAAUGGACAGACACAACCUCCAGCCCUGGAGGACAAACCCCCUGAGCAGACAGGAAAUAACUCCAGCAAAGAUCCCGGAAACUCCCAAUCCAGGGUAUCUUCUUGUUUUCCUGCUGCUGUGGACAGCAGCACUGAGCGUCUGCUGCACAAGAAACCGCACGCCAGCGGCAGCGCGCUCUGUAACCCGGACCUCUCGUCCUGUGGUUCAGCUCCACGCUCUCCCAGCACCUUACCUCGGAGCUACUUCUCUGCUGCUCACGCCAGCUGCAGGGACAAACAACUGGAUAGCCUCAUGAUGCAGCACUCGGACGUGGAGAGGAAGAAGGAGGUGUUCCUGGACCACCUGAGGCAGAAGUAUCCUCACCAUGCUGCCAUUAUCAUGGGACACCAGGACCGCUUGAGGGAACAGGCGAGGAGCCCCCCCUGUGCGGGUGUACUGGGCACGGCGGAGCAGCAGGAGCCUCUGGCUUCAGAGACCAUGUCUGAGGGAGAGGUGCUGCCCCCCACAGUCCCCUUUACAAGGGGCUGUAAAGCCAGAGCAAGUCUACCUGUGGGCCGGUCAAGUGGUCAGACAAGAGAGAGGCCGCCUGGUGUGUUGUACCUGCAGUACGGGGAGGAGACUAAGCAGGUCAGGAUUCCCGCUGAGAUCAGCAGUCCGGACGCACUGCGGGCUCUGUUUGUCACCGCCUUCCCUCAUCAGCUGACCAUGAAGAUGCUCCAGUCUCCCAACAUGGCCAUCUACAUCAAAGACACCAGCCGCAACGUCUACUACGACCUGGAGGACAUCAGAGACAUCCCAUCCCACUCCUGUCUGAAGGUUUAUCAUAAAGACCCAGCACAUGUGUUCAACCGCCAUGCCCGGCCGGCCAACGCCGAGGGAAGGAUCUCCAAAGAGGUUUUGUACGGCAGUCACAGUCCUGUCCACGCCCUGUCGUCGUCCAGCCGCAGCACCCUGCACAGCCUGCAGGGCUCCAUGUCCCCACCAAUGGUCCGCUCCAUGCCCUCGUCUCCCUCCAGGAUGGCGUACGGCGGAGGGAGCACAGGGGGGAAGGCGGCGAUCGGGGAUCCAAGCAGCGCCACGUUACCACGGGAUCGCCUGUCAGCGGCCGGGCGAUCCAGCUCCCUCUGCAGCAGCAGCAGCAGCGCCAUACUGGAGAGAAAAGACGUCAAGCCCGAUGACAUCAGCAACAGUAAGAGCAUGGCCCUGGUGGUGCGUGGCGAAGGUGGAACACAUUACCCAGACUCCUACUGCUCCUCCAUGCAGGAUGGAGGAGGAGGUCGCCUCAGCAUGGCCUCCUCCCAGUGUAGCGCUCCGCCCUCUCUCACGGCUGACAUGGUUGACGCCGGGGUCACGGGGAUCCCCGGGGGGCUGCAGCAGUACCGGGCCUCCAUUAAACCCCUGAUGGGCUACGGAGAGAGCAUGGAGCACCAGACCCGCUCCCUCCACAGGCAGAAGAGCAGGAAGUAUGGAGACAGCCAGCUUCCUCCACUGGGAACUAAAACCCCGCCCCCUUCCCCUCACAGAGUCAACGGAGUCAGGAUGAUUGACGGACAGAUCAUUGGAGGGGUGGGCCUGGUUUCUACAGAGAGGAUGUCGCCAAUCCGCCGGUCCGUGCGACGGGAGAGUAACGGAGCCCCAGUGGAGAUUGUAAACAGAAGCAGGGGAAGUGGCUCGUCGUCCUCAGCCUCAUCCGUUUUUUUGGACAGCCCUCUGGGACAACCUGAGAGACUGUUUCAGGGUCAUGUGACCGCCAGCAACUCCCAGAGUGAGAGAAUGAAAGCCAUGGAGCAGCAGAUAGCCAGUCUAGCAGGUCUGGUGCACAGUGCUUUGUCUAUGGGACCGGAUAUUCCAGGAGUCAAGGACGCUGUCAGUGAGAAUGCUGAACGCAAACUUCUCAACAACAGACCUGUAAUGUCAUCUGAGCCUGACAGCUUCAGCCCCGCCCCUCUGGCUCUUCAGGCCCCUCCCUCUGACAGCGGGCUGCAGCAGAGCUUGGUGUUAGCAAAGAGAAAUGUGUGUGAGCUGCGACUGCAACUCAACCAGCUCAGACACUUACAGCUGUUGAACCAGGAGAGUGUGGGUUCGAUGCUGCGGAUGGCAGGUCAGGAGCUGGUGGUGCUGAUGUACGACCGGCUGGCUCAGUCCGAAGAGGCAGCGUACAGACGCAGAUCCGAGAUGGAGGAGGAGAGGAUCCACUACCUGGCUACAGAGGAGAAUAUACUCACACAGCUCCAUGAACUGGAGGACUAUGUGAACCAUUUGCAACAUAGCUCCGCCUCCAGUCCCGACCAGCUGUCAGUCACUCUGAGAGACGUGGAGGAGGGAGCGGUCAACCUGCGCAGGGUUGGAGAAGCUCUGGCCAUCCUUAAAGGUGAGUAUCCAGAGCUGCAGGGGAAGAUGCGCUCCGUGCUGAGGCUGGAGGUGGAGGCCGUGCGGUUCCUGAAGGAGGAGCCUCACAAGAUGGACUCCAUGCUGAAGAGGGUCAAAGACCUGACUGAAGGCCUCAGUCGUCUCCGCAGGUAUGUGUCAGAGUCAGCCACCCAAGCCAGACCAGCCCAUGUGGAGUCUGUAAAGGUCCUACAAACUGAACCGGGCCCCUUGAAGACCCAGAGCCCCCAGAGCUCCCCCAAACCCCAGCCUCGAUCCUCGGUCAGACCUCCUCUGCCCACCCCUACCCUCUCUGGCAGUCAGGUGGGCUCAGCCUCUCCCGUCACGGCCCGCAGAAUAAACACAGCAGCAGCCACAGUGAUCCAGCCCUCCCAGCACCACCCCAGCCCCCCACUGACACCCACUCAUGGACGAGACUCCCCCACCGUGGCCAAGGUGAGUCCUCGCAGCAGAGAGGGCAGCCCGGCCCUGCAGAGGAGACCGGGGCCUCUGCAAUCCCCAACACAGGACCGGACCACCGUCAAACACUCACAGACACAUACUGGGGCUGCAGAGAGACAAACUCCAGUGGGCAGUCUGAGUGUAGAAACUGGCAGCAGGAACCCCUCGAGCACCAGCCAAGCCCAGCAGUCCGCCAGCUGCGACACCAGUCAGCCUCCACCCACCAACACCAACACAGACUGUGACCAGGCCCUCCAGGAAGCCCAGGCCAGCCUGAUUAUGUCCAUCCCUGAUCUGAAUGUGUCCGAUACCAGAAAGGGUUGCUCCGAUUCUGCCUCAGGACAGAUCCCCCCCGCUGCAUCAGAGUCAGAGCAGAACACGGCUCUGGACCCGACGCUGCAAGCCUCAGUGGAGCAGCAGGCUCUUCUGUCUGAUUCCCAGGAAGACACACCUCCGCAGCUGGCGGAUGAGGUGGACUCCACCCAGUUACAACCCCCAGACACAGCUCCAGCAGCAGCCUCACAGCUCCCUGCAACCGCUGUGAAGCCUCCUCCCUCAGCUUUUCCAUCAUCUGCUACAUUAGCUCCUCCAUCAGCUUCUCCAUCAGCUGCUCCAUCAGCUUCUCCCUCAGCUUCUCCAUCAGCUGCUCCAUCAGCUUCUCCCUCAGCUUCCCCAUCAGCUUCUCCCUCAGCUUCUCCCAGCAACAGGCGGCCACAGGUGGAGAAACCCCGCCGCACCAGUGUGGACAAGGUGAUGAAGCAGAGCCCAGAGAGGGCCAGCAAGUCUCCUCCUCCUCCUCCUCCACGAAGGUUCCAUGCUGUCAAUUCAGGUCUGACUACAACACGGUCAGGAGAGGUGAUUUUCACCACCAGGAAAGAGCCGGUUGGAGCCCAGGAUGAGGGUGAGAAAGAGCCGCCUGUGGUUCCUCAGCCCAAACCCCUAAGACAGCCACCAGAGGUCAAACCCAAACCCCAGAUGUGUGCUCCUGCACAUCUGGCUGGUUCCACCUCCACUCUUUCUACAGCCUUAGCACACAGGGAGAACGAGGAAGAGGAUGAGGAGGAGGAGGAGGACAGUAAAUUCAUGAAAGAGCUGCAGGUGUUUCAGCAGAAAUGCACUGUGAGGGAUGUAGGGAGCAGAGGUGUGGCUGAACUCCCAGCCUCUGAUUUUCAGAACAGAGGGAUGGAGUCUCAGGUGACUACAGAACUGUCAAAUUAUAAUGAUUUGCCAGGUGGAAAUAAGCAAUGGAAAAAAGAGGUGAGGACAUCUCCAGGUCUAAAGAUUUCAGAGUUAGCACCAUCAGUUUCUCAGAUGGGAAUUACAGAUGGCUGCCCUCGUAAACUCAUAACAGCAGUUGGACUGGACGGACACAAUGGAGUAAAGAAAGACAAUGUCAAUCCUAAUAAUAAGAAGGAAACAGAGCAGAAUGUGCUGAAACAAUUGCCUUCCUCAAACUGUGCAAGAGUAGAGAAGGCGUUGGUACCCCCACCGGUCGCUUUACAAGAUGUUCAGGCUGCCCAGAAGAAUGAGGAAGUACCAACACCAACCCAAAAGAAAGCAGAGAAGAUGGAGGUACUUGCAGUGACAACUUCACAAAAACAAUAUGAUCUUACUGUGAAAAGUUCUGAUCAGAUUAACAAGGAGGUUGUUGGACAGGUGCGCUCCCCAACUGCAGCAGAAAAGAAGGUUAAGUUUACAACAGUUGUUACUCUUCAAAAAGAAAACAUUCAAGCUGCUGACACAAGUCCUGAGCAGACAAAUGAAAACUCUGUCAAAGAGGUACCAGCUGAGAAGAAGUCAAACCUGAUGGUGGUUGUAACUCUACAAAAAGAAGACACCCCAGAGGAUUGCUUGAUAGACGUUGAGCAGGAUAGGUCUCUGAGCUCAGACCCGGAGUGUGUAGCUUCUUCUCCUGUCCCUAAACUUUUAUCCCAGAACCCAGAGGCAACGGUGCAGCUAUCCAGGGACCAACCGCAAUACACAGAAGAAGGAGGUAGCCUGAGCCCUGAAAUUUGGGACAAUGAGGGACCUCCUCCUCCUCCUCCACCACCUCCGUCUGGUAAAAUCAGCCUUAGAAUCUCCAGGAGUCCAAGAGUCCGGACACAGUCCAAAGAGGAAGACCUAGCUGAAAUGAGUCCCUCUGACGUACAGACCGCAGCUGGGGACGGCACCGGUGAACCCAUUUAUCUGGCAUAUGAGAACCGGAGUUUCCAGGACAGUGAUGACUCUGAUAAUAAACCUAUUAUCAUUUUCCUGAAUGAGCCUAUGGACAUUCAGUCAGCCUACAAGCGUCUGUCUACCAUCUUUGAAUGUGAAGAAGACUUUAAUGGGAUUCUCUUUCCAGAAAAUAUUGUGGAGGAAAAGGAGACACUGCAGGAUGAAGAGAAACAGGAUGUAAGAAAAAUGUGCAUCACCCAAUCAAAUGUGGGCUUAGACCUUAAAGACUUCACAGGAAAUGGUCAGAAUUCUCUACAUAUGCAACAUCAGAGAACUUCAGGCCAUAAUGGCUCAAUUUCUGAAAACCAAGACCAGGAUAAACCAGAAUUGCCUAGAAAGCCAGAGACCAAAAGGAAAUUUAAAUUUAAGUUUCCCAAAGACAAACUGGCUGCAAUUAGCCAGGCCAUGCGGACAGGGACAACCAAAACAGGAAAGAAGACUCUUCAGGUUGUUGUCUAUGAGGAAGAAGAAGAGAUAGCGUCGGACAGAACGCCAGCUAAGACGACCAAGAAGAAGACAAAAGAAUCAAAGAGGUUUGAGACCAACAGUACCAAACAAUUGAACUUGGGUGAAGGCAAUGCCUGCGACAGAGACAUCAAGGUCUCCUCUCCCAUUGACACCAGACACUCAAAGUCACGUAGCCAGAGGAAGGAGCUCUGCAAAACUACGCUCGACUCUAUUGACAGUCUGGAAGAGUCCAUAAAACAGUUGGAAAUCAGCGUGGGCAGUAUGUCUUCGCCUCCUCAGUCCCCCGACUCUUCCGUUGACUCCACUGACAGAGCUCAGCUUAAAGACAAAGCCAAACGAGAAAGGGAGAGAAGCCCGUCCAAGAGGCCAGCCUCUCAGAUCCUCAAGGGCCCAAAUCCACCUCAGAGUAAGAAGGCCAAAGCACAGCCUCCACACGACACUGGGAAAACCUCCACCAAGAAACAGACCUCCAGCAGCAGCGCCAGCUCUUCUGCUCAGCGACUCCACACCAAGUCUCACCCCUCGCCCUCCUCUGGCUCGCCAGAGAAGACAGCUAAGGACCAGCAGCAGGCCACCCACAAGCAGGCGGACAGCAGAAGCAGUAGAGCAGCCGGGGAUAGUAGCCAUUCGCUCGUUGCUUUGCGUGCCUCUAAGAUCCCCGCCUUGUGCCAUAGCUCUGGGAAACACCCGUCUGCUUCUCUGUCCACUCCUCACUGCUCAGACACCACCGAACUCUCCUCCUCCUCCUCCUCUUCCUCCUCUGCUUCUUCACCCUCUGCUUCCUCCACCCCCUCUUCUGGGAAACACUCUCUUCUGUCUCCGCCUUCAAAGUGUCCCUCCCGUCCCUCUUCUCCUUCCUCCGCCCAGCCUUCCAGGCAUCAGGCUUCUCUGUGUCCCCUCUCCUCUUCCUCCGCAGUGAAAAAGGCGUCAGACUCCCCGCCGCGCUCCCCCUCUCGGCCCUUGCCCUCCUUUUCUGUCCCCGCUCCUCCUCACAAGUCUUUUAUCCCGUCUCUGAAUCUGGGUCGUCUCCUCCCCUCAUCCAGCCACGUCUCGUCGCCAUCCCACGCUAGCGGCGGCCCGGCCCAGCGCGGGCCUCGCGGCGGCGGCGGCGGCAGCAAACACCAGCAGCACCUCGCCCUCACCGCCACUUCCAGCGCCGCCCACGCCUCCCAACACAGCUGCUACACGUCAUCCUCCUACUCUUCAUCCUCGCCCUCCUCGUCCUCCACCUCCUCCUCUCUCUCUCCGGGCCGCGGCAAGAAAGGCAGCGGGAGACACGCUGGCCAAGUCCUGCCGGCGGCGGCCUCUAAGGACGCAGCGUGA